Molecule: messenger RNA, 3072 nt
Organism: Alligator mississippiensis (American alligator)
Lineage: Eukaryota; Metazoa; Chordata; Crocodylia; Alligatoridae
Exons: 17
Coding region: 185-2926 (913 amino acids)
Biological process (GO): SCF-dependent proteasomal ubiquitin-dependent protein catabolic process
Cellular component (GO): SCF ubiquitin ligase complex
Molecular function (GO): protein binding
Source: RefSeq, a predicted model, not a curated record
CUCCCCCCCCCACGUGUCCCCGCCGAGCCCAUCCCCCACCGCCGGGCGGGGUUCAGCCUCCCCCCCCCCCCACGGCCUGACAUGGCCUUGCCCCUCCUACCCUCCCCCAGGGGCGGGGCCGGCGCUUCCGGGCGGGGCUGCCGGGAGCGGAAGCCGCCGCGCCCCCCCGCCCCCCCUGCUCGCAAUGGACUCGCCCGCGACGCUGGGCGACCUGCUCCGCGCGCUGCGCGCCCUCGGCUUCAGCGAGCAGCAGGCGCAGGCGGCCGUGCGCGCCGGCCUGCUCAGCGUCCCCGCCGCCGCCGAGUGGCUGCUGCAGGAGCAGGGGCAGCGGCUCCACGUCGCGUCCCCCGGGGAGCCGGGAGGAGCCAUCGCAGCCUUCAACCUGCCCAAGCCGCAGCCGGGGCUUUCGGGGCCGGCAGCCCCCGCCCCGGGUCCCUGCCUGCCAGGGCCAGGCCCCGCGGCGCCCCCGGCCGGCAGGGCCCGAGCGGAUCGAGAGGAGUUCGAGGAGCAGCAGCGAGCGCGGCUGGCGCGGGAGGUGAAAGCCGAGAGGCAGAAGAAGCAGAGGGAGCACGAGCUGGUGCUGCAGAGAAUCGCCGACGACCGGAGAAACGUGCAGGCCAAGGCCCAGCUGGCUCCGAAGCCGGAGGCCUCCACCACCCUGGGCCACAGGGCCAAGGGCAGCGCUGCAGGGGCCGGCGACGGGCAAUGCCUGCUCAUGAUCCGCCUGCCGUCAGGCCAAGCCCUACGCGAGCGCUUCGCAGCCGAUUGCCCCCUGCGGCGGGUCCAGCGGCGCCUGCAGGCCCUGCACCCCGAGCUGCCGCCCUUCACCCUGCUCCAGACCUUUCCGCGGCGCCGCUUCGGCCCGGCUGAUCUGCCCUGCAGCCUGCAGUCCCUGGGCCUUGCCCCCAGCGCCACCCUCUGCGUCCAGGCCACCGAGACCAGCAGCCCCGAGCCGUCCCCGCCUGGUCCCCGUGCCCCGCAGAAGGGAGCCCUGCCUAGGGAAGGCCCCAGGCUGCAGCACCAGGCCCCGCCAGCGCCAGAGCAUGCCUGGGGCCAGGGCGAGGUGCUGGGGCUGGCGCUGGAACAGGUCGGGGCAGCCGGCGUGUUCCCAGCAGGCGAGGAGUUGGGGCCGGUGCUGAGCGCACCCGCCCAUCGGGUGGUACCGGGGAGCCCGGGCGUGCGCGGGCUCUGGGAGUCAGCUUUCCCACCACACCACCGCUGGGGUCCAGGUCAGCGGCUGACAGCAGAGAGCCAGGAGCAGGAACCUCUUGCCCGUGCAGGGCAUGGCCUGCUGGAGGAGGAGCCCCCACCACCAGACGUGGGGCCGGCUCCUUCGCUGCCAUCUCCGAGCCGGCGCUGGAGCCCGGGCCUGGGGGAGCCCCGGCACCGCUGGCCAGCUGAGGGCAACAGGCUCAGACCUGCGGACGCUGGGCCUGACAUGUCCCCCCCAGAGCUGUCAGACGCUGCCGCCCAGGCUGCAGAGCAGCGCUGGCACCAGGCCACACAGGGGCCCCCCACUGAGGCCCCCCCAGCCCCUGGGUCCGGACGGCCCUCACCCUACGCCCAUGUGCCUUCGCUCUGCCAGCUGGCACUGGGGGCAGCCUCCAGCCUUCUGACAGCGCCCAGCAAGCAGUACUGUAGCAGUCUGGCGGCCCUGACGCCCACGCUGGCCGAGCGCCUCCUGGCACAGCUGGCCCGUGAUGGGCAGCUGCACCCCCGCGCCCUGGCACUCUUCUUCGGCUGCCCCUUGCAGCGCCUCGUCCUCGACUGCUACCCUUAUGCCACCAACGCGCUGCUGCGCCCGCUGCCUGCCUUCCCCGGCCUCACCCACCUCAGCCUGGCCUCCUGCUCCCUGCUCACCGACCAGGGGCUGUCGGUGCUGAGGCACCUGCGCCGGCUCCAGCACGUCAACCUGGCGGCCUGCUCCAAGCUCACCGACUGCUGCCUGCUCUAUGUGCAAGAGCUCCCACUCUUGUCCCACCUGUGCCUGGACCAGACCAAGGUCACAGACGAGGGCCUGGCACGUUACCUGCCGGUGGCUCCCACCAGCCUCAGCCACCUGAGCCUCAACCGCACGGGGGUGACAGAGAGGACACUCUGCCUGCUGCCCCCCUAUGCUCCCAAUCUCCGGCUGCUCAGCCUCAAGCAGACAGAGAUCUCAGACUUCUCAGCGCUGCAGGGACUGCUCCAGCUGCAGAGCCUGCAUCUGGACGACACCCCCGCAAGCGAGGCCUCGCUGGCAGCCCUGGCCAGGCUCCCAGCUCUCACUACCCUCACUCUGGCCGGGCUUCGGGCCAUCAACGGUGACCGGGCACUGGAGCUGAUCUCAGGGCUGCCGCUGGCCCACCUGACGCUGCCGGGCCGGCACACGGUCACCGAUGCCGGGCUGCGUGCCCUGGGCCGCCUUGAGGGGCUGUUGGAGCUGGACCUGACCGACUACACCCACAUCAGCGAUGCCGGGCUGCAGCAUCUGGCCCGGCUCCACAGGCUGCAGCGGCUGUCGCUGUGCAACACACCAGUGACGGAUGCGGGGCUGCAGCACGUGGGAGGCCUGCAGCACCUCGAGGAGCUCUGCCUGGACCGCACGGCCAUCUCCAGCACUGGUGUCGCCGGCUGCGUCGUCCGCUUGCCCCACCUCCAGGUGCUGGGGCUGGCGAGCACACCCGUGGGGGACAGUGUGGUGCGCCUGGGGCUGAGCCGCUGCCAACAGCUCCUUAAGGUGAACCUGAGCCGUACGCGCAUCACAGACCGAGGGCUCCGGUACCUGCAGCACGUGCCUGUCACUCAGGUGAACCUGGACGGCUCGGGCGUGACGGGCACAGGUGUGGCCGCACUCCUUGCUGCCUGCCCCCGCAUCGCCUCGGUCCGCGCCAGCCACCUCCGUGUCCUGCCCCCCGAGCAGGUGUCCGACGACGAGUUCAUCUAGGCCCGGCUGCGGCCCUCACUACCUGGGGGGAGGCAGCGCCGAGCUGGCGUGGCCCCUGGGCCCUGCACACUGCACUUUGCUGGGGCAGUGCCCUCGGUCUUGUCUGCCCGCGCACCCUGGUCUGAAUAAAGCCACAUCCUCAGGUU